Messenger RNA from Penaeus chinensis, 2043 nucleotides. RefSeq names its product solute carrier family 23 member 1-like. The transcript has 16 exons. Gene Ontology annotation, cellular component: membrane. Gene Ontology annotation, molecular function: transmembrane transporter activity. The record is from RefSeq and is a predicted model, not a curated record. Bases 1 to 2043 code for a protein of 680 amino acids. NCBI's taxonomy places the organism in Eukaryota, Metazoa, Arthropoda, Malacostraca, Decapoda, Penaeidae. Gene Ontology annotation, biological process: transmembrane transport.
AUGCACUCCUCACACGACCGUUCCUCCUCCUCCUCCGACCAGUGUCUAAGGAUCACUCGGCGAAACCGCUGCCCUCCGACCUGCAUCGAAGGAGUUUUAGUAGAAGCGAGAUCUCUCACCAUCCGUACCAUGUCUUCCCCGACGACAGCGCCCCCCGAUGACCCUCUUCUGGCCAGGAAGGGCUCCUCCUCCCCCUCCAUCGCCCCCCCUGGCCUGGCCAAGGAACCGGGAAGCAAGAGGGGGUCCUCCGAUCUCUUGUAUGCCAUUGAGGAUAAUCCUUCUUGGUUUGAGUGUAUCAUUUUCGGGUUUCAGCACUACCUGGCCAUGGUCGGGGGAACCAUCUCCAUCCCCAUCAUAAUCUCGUCCUUCCUGUGCCUGGAGGAGAGCAACCCCGCCCGCGGUGUCCUCGUGUCGACCAUCAUCUUCAUGUCCGGCAUCAUCACCUUCCUGCAGGCGACCUUCGGCGUCAGACUCCCCAUCAUCCAAGGGGGGAACUUCGCCUACGUCAUCCCGGCGAUAGCGCUCCUGAAGACGGCCUUCGAGCCAUGCAAAGACCUCCCACUGACCAACAUGACGGAGACGGAGCGGGAGGAGGCGUGGCAGGUGCGCAUGCGCGAAGUCCAGGGCUCCAUCGCGGUGUCGGCCAUUUUCCAAGUGGCGGUCGGCUUCACCGGUCUCAUUGGUCUGCUGCUCACCUGGAUAACGCCCCUGGCCAUCGUCCCUACGGUCACACUCGUCGGUCUCUCGCUCUUUGAGGUCGCGUCCAAACAAGGCUCAGGUCAUUGGGGCGUAUACCUCCUGACCGUAGGGCUCCUGAUCCUAAUGUCGCAGCAUAUGAAGGAUGUCAGCGUGCCGGUGCCUUGCUAUAAGACAGGGAAAGGGCUCGUCAUGGUCAGGUGCCAGCCGUUCAGGACCACGUCGCUCCUCAUCGCGAUCCUCAUAACGUGGACAUUAUGCGCGAUCCUCACAAUGAGUGGUACUCUCCCCGAAGGCUCGGCCGCCCGCACUGAUCUCACGAUGCCCAUGGUAGCGAGGGCGCCAUGGUUCUAUGUCCCUUACCCUGGUCAGUUUGGAAUGCCAACAACAAGCGUUGCUGGAACCCUGGGGAUGCUGGCAGCUGUGUUGGCCUCCAUCAUUGAGAGCGUUGGAGACUACUACGCAUGUGCAAGAAUUUCAGGUGCCCCCAUGCCUCCCACACAUGCCAUCAACCGGGGCAUUGGGACGGAGGGCAUCGGCUGCAUGCUUGCGGGUCUUUGUGGCACCGGGAGCGGCACCACGUCCUACUCCGGCAACAUCGGGAUCCUUGGCAUUACGAAGGUCGGGAGCCGUCGCGUCGUGCAAGUAUCCGCUAUCAUCAUGAUAGUGUGCGGGGUAUUUGGCAAAAUGGGCGCCUUUUUCGUCACCAUCCCCGAGCCCAUCAUCGCCGCCGUCUUCACCAUCAAGUUCGCCAUGAUCACCGCCAUGGGCAUCUCCACACUGCAGUUCGUCGACCUCUCCUCCUCCAGGAAUCUGUUCAUUCUCGGGUUCUCCAUUUUCUUCGGGCUCUCGUUGCCCAAGUGGAUGCAGGAGCACGGCGACGCGAUCAGCACGGGCGUCCCCCUCCUCGACCAGACGCUGGUGGUCCUCCUGCAGACGUCUAUGUUCGUGGGCGGUUUCCUGGGCUUCCUGCUUGACAACACCAUCCCAGACAUUAUAAAGGAUAGUAACCCAGUUGUGCCAUCAACAUGUGUUAAAGUAGGUGCAGAAAGAAGUAACAGCAUGGAGAACAGAAAUUUGUCAUCUAUCGACGUCGCUAUUAUGAGUGUUAUGAAUAUGGUCACAGAAGAGUUGACAGGCAUUUUUGAGGGUAUAGCGAUCAGUAUCAGUCUGUGCACCCGGCGCUCGGGAGAUUUUCGUCGGAUCCAACAGCUGGGACCCGAGAAGUUCCUUGAGUACGGUCCCGACUCAGAGGCUGAGGCCAGAUCCCGGUGGACUGAAGAUGAGCCUUUGCAAAAAGAAACCAUGCAGAAGCAAAAGCAACAAAGGACAACACCUAGUGCUUGA